Messenger RNA from Lodderomyces elongisporus, 315 nucleotides. RefSeq lists its product as uncharacterized. Lineage: Eukaryota; Fungi; Ascomycota; Pichiomycetes; Serinales; Debaryomycetaceae. The record is from RefSeq and is a predicted model, not a curated record. Bases 1 to 315 code for a protein of 104 amino acids. The transcript has a single exon.
AUGACACAAGAGUCUUCGGUAAAUAUCGCAGAGGCGUACAAGCAAAUUAGUGAGGCCGAGGCCCGUGCGGCGGAAUUGGAGAGACUGCUUGAUGCGUUUGAAGCAAAACUCGAUUCCAUACUCAAAGAUGCCGAGGACAUAAGCAAAGAGUCAUCUAAAAUAGACAGAGAAGCAUCAUCUUCUUCUUCAUCUUCAUUGUCAACAGCAACAACAACAGCAACAGAAAGCGAAAAAGAAAAAAAAGAAGAAAAAGAAAACUUAUUGAACGAAGCUGAUGAUGAGUCAGUCGGUGACCGACAAGAAACGAGCCAAUAA